Messenger RNA from Meira miltonrushii, 1072 nucleotides. RefSeq lists its product as uncharacterized. The coding region runs from base 24 to 986 and encodes 320 amino acids. The transcript is spliced from 2 exons. The record is from RefSeq and is a predicted model, not a curated record. Lineage: Eukaryota; Fungi; Basidiomycota; Exobasidiomycetes; Exobasidiales; Brachybasidiaceae.
CUACUCACAUCUUCGUAUUCAUCAUGCCCCAACCUAAGCCCGUUUCGAUCUUGUUAUUGGGCUCAGGAUGGACGUCAAAAUUUCUCAUUCCAGAAUUACGAUCCAUUAAUAUCUCAUUUGCUAGAACGAGGAGAAGUGUCUCUCAAGAGAGUGGUAAUGAUGGAGCAGAGGUGUUUCCAUUCUCGCUAGAUGAUUCAGUCACCGCUCAAGCAUGCCAGCAUUUACCUGCUGCUCAAAUGGUGGUGACAAUCUUUCCACUCAAGACUAAUCUUGUACAGCAACUGGUCAGCUCAUACGAACAAGCAACUUCUUCUUCACCCGCAUGGCUAGCAUUAGGAUCUACAGGUGCAUGGCAAAAGCCAGGGGUGUCGAAUUCUGAUUCGCCAUUCAACGCAGACAAUGAGCGUGUGCAGGCUGAAGAGAUCCUGUUGGGCUUGCAUUCUCAGCAGAAGGAAGCAGGAAGAAGAACAGCAGUGCUCAAUCUAGCUGGCUUGUAUGGUGAUGAACGUAAUCCGGCAAAUUUUGCAAAAAGGGCUGCUGAUACCAAGGAGAAGCUAAAGGGAAAGACCAGCUUGCAUCUUGUACAUGGAAGAGAUGUUGCUAGAGCAAUUUUGGCAAUGUACAACACAUUGCAAGAUGAAGAGCAUGUCAAACAGAUGUGGGGUAGGAGAUGGAUUGUGACAGAUACCCACGUGUACGACUGGUGGCAGCUUUUGCAAAUCCUGAAGCCAACACCAAUCCCGAACGGACAACAAUGGGUUGAAGAAUUGAUGAAUGAGAACAAUGUCGAAUCCUUACCUCGUCCAUGGCCAAAAGAUGAUAAGCCAGAUGUGCCUCGAGAGUUGGAGAGGGCAUUGGAUAGUCGCUCAUUCUGGCAAACUCUGAAAAUACAGCCAAGCUUAGGUCGAUGUGAUGAUUACGGACCAGGCGGCGGUGGAGCAACGUUGAUCGCCGCUUCUACAGCAACGAAUAAAGGCGCUCUUUGAUGCUUACUGAUGCGAAUUGAAAAGAUGCAAUUGUACCAUAUACUUCAUGUAGAAUGCUAAUGCUAUCACACACAUUCAUAAAACAG